Molecule: messenger RNA, 3885 nt
Organism: Patiria miniata (bat star)
Lineage: Eukaryota; Metazoa; Echinodermata; Asteroidea; Valvatida; Asterinidae
Exons: 1
Coding region: 111-3605 (1164 amino acids)
Biological process (GO): G protein-coupled receptor signaling pathway; cell surface receptor signaling pathway
Cellular component (GO): membrane
Molecular function (GO): G protein-coupled receptor activity
Source: RefSeq, a predicted model, not a curated record
UCAGGGAAUCUGUUGUUUUGCAGCGACGCGCAGAACAAAAUGUGGGCUCUUUGUUUCGACAUCUAAAAAACCACUUUCAACACUUGGGUUUUUGUCAUAAAGAUAAUCGGAUGCAGUACUCGAGGUGCACAAUGGCAGGCUGUUGUAUAUUUUUGGUCCUGCUAUCCUUCGUGAUUUUGGCGCCAAAUCUCUGCGGUGUUUUGCAGAAAACGGGAAGCACGUCUGCCGUAAAACGCCGCUCUGUGGCCGACCAACAGCAGCUGCAGCCCACGGUUUAUGCGGAUGAUGACAUCGAUAUUCCGCAUUGCGGCAAGGACGAGUCGUGCGCGGGACGCUGCGGAAGCCCCGCCAACGAAUCCGAGUCGUACCGAUGCUUCUGCGAUCACCGUUGUACCUUCUUCAAAGACUGCUGCAUGGAUUUUGACGAACUGUGCUCCAAGUUUAAGACCGAGAACACUGAACUAAGAGGAGGGACAAAGAGUCCUCAAGAUGACCCUAUGUCCGGGUUUGAUACCUCCGUAGCGGACUCUGAAGACCCCACUAGCGAAUCGUCACUGGGAUCUCAAGUCGAUGUCGACUGCAUUGGACUUGAUGAAUUUACAGGUGGAAUGAUUUGGAUGAAAUCCAACUGCGAUCCCAGAUGGACUGAUUCUCGCAUGGCAGAACUCUGUGCUGAUGUCGACAGCGGUGACACGCUCGCUCGAUUGCCUGUCCAAGGUACUGAUGGCUUUACAUACAGGAACAUGUACUGUGCUCAGUGCAAUUUUGUCAUCGUCAAUUACUUUUACUGGAUCGGCAUGUCGGCGUGCUACCACGAGCCGCCAACUGAUGCCGGCACAAACAUGACAUCCCUGGCCAUCUAUCUCAUGUCCAGCUGCAAAACCCGUAUCGACGAACCCAAAGUGACGGACAUAGCCAAAGCGAGAUUCUGUCUGCAAAAUAUAGACUGGUGCAACCCAGAACUUGUGGAACAGAUUGGGGGUGAGUUCGUGGAGUUUGUGAAGCGUUGUAAGAUGGAGUACCAAGGAUUAGUCAAGGGAGAGAGUGAGGCAGGCAUCCCCGUCAUCUACAAGAAUCCUUUCUGCGCCUUGUGCAACGGCGUUCAACGUAGCGAGAUGUCGUGUGACGUACCCACACUGACUCGCUAUUCCUCUGAUGACGUCAGUUACUAUGACUACUUCACAGAUGUGGAGUCACCUAACACCAAGGACAUCGCAGCUGACCUUCCGAAGCCGUCUUAUGUCGUCAUCACCAAUUACAACAUCAAAAACGGCUCCAAUGUGAUGAUAUUGAGGACCGAUGGUUCCAACGAGUUGGUACCCGUCGACCUGAAAUGCCCAGACACCGAGGUUUACGACCCCUACAUCGGUGAGUGUCGACCCACAUAUUGUGCUAUCGGAUAUGUGAUGUGUAACAACAAGUGCAUCAGGGAACCCAUUCCAACACAGAAUACUGACCCGCUGUAUACUCCCGAUGCCUCAAUCCAGAUGACGUUUACCAUCACAAUCAAAUUCACGUGGUUUGUUGACGAUAGCGGGGAAUUCAAAGACCCGACGGAUGGCGUGCUGCCCUUUCCAGUCAAUGGGUCCUUCAACGACACCAAUGACGGAAUCAAUGUGAGGACCUACGUCAUAGGAAGGUCAAACAUCACCAUGGGCUUGGCUGAGGUUAUUGAGUUCCAAGGAAUCUUGGACCAGGCGUCACAAAACGACACCCUGGACGACGCGACCAGGUUUUGGCUGUCCGUACUCUCAUUUGAAUUGCAGGCGCUGCAAGUCAACGUGGCCGGCCACGUCUUCAACAUCGACUCCAACACCGUGGAGGAUUUCAUCACCUCCUUGAAGGGUAACACAAACGAACUGGCAAGCUUCUUGGAGCAGUGUCCGGACGGGGUGAAGAACGUGUACAGCAGAAGACAACUCGUAGUUAAUGAGUAUCCUGAUGGUGACUGUUUGAGCGUGCAAAUCAGGAACACAAGUGUCUCUUAUGCGUGUUCGUGUUGGGUGUUCCUGAAGAACGUGGACGCGUCGGAUGGCGACGCCGGAGAGGAAGGCUUCACCACGGCAGUAGUCUGCGAGGACCAAACCCCAAUGCUGGAUCCGUCUUGCGUACGUGUCAAGUACAACACCUCGGAGUACAUCAUCGUAAACAGUACCGUCAUCUGCACCAACGGCAAACAAUACGGUCCGGGGGAGUACGAGAGAGCCGCAGACGGUAGGGUCUUCGUUUGUAGUGACUUUGAUAAUAUCAUCGAGACAAAGUACGUGGUGCAUUUCAAUUUCACCAAGGGACAGAACAUCAUCGCUAUGGUCGGUGUUGGACUGAGUACCACCUGUCUCUCUGCAACCCUGCUGACCUACGUGUUGUUCAAGGAACUAAGGACUCUCCCCGGCAUGAACUUGAUGACACUUGCCGUGAUCCUUCUGAUAAAUGACUGGACUUUCUUGUUUGGCUUGUACGCAACGGACAAUCAAACCUUUUGCCGGGCAGUGGCUGUGUUCCUACACUUCAUCUGUCUCUGUCAGUUCUUCUGGGGGAACGUCAUAGCCUAUGACGUGUAUAAAACAUUCGGUCGCAAGCGCCUCACGAAGGUGAACCUCAAAACCUCACAGCGUAAACAAUAUCUCCGUUACGCCAUCUACGCCUGGGGUAUGCCAGUCCUCAUCGUGAGCAUAUCUGCCAUCCUGGACUUCUGCAAGUGCACCUUGUUGGACGUGGACUACGGUUUAUAUUUCAGUUGCUGGAUUUCAGACCCGAUCGCCUAUUCUGUCUUCUUCGGCGUGCCGAUGUUGGUGACUAACGCGGCCAACCUCAUCAUGUUCGUUGUGACUGUCUGCAACCUGCGUCGCUACCACCGCAAAUCGGCCGUCAUCUCCGGCAACACCAACACCCACAACCACCUCGCGCUGUGCGCCAAGCUCGCCACAGUCAUGGGAUUCGCUUGGAACCUGGCCUUCGUCGCCUCCAUCCUCCACAACACCAUCCUCUGGUACUUCUUCUUCGUCUUCUACUUCUUGCAGGGAGUCUUCAUGUUCCUGUCUUACAUCUUCAACAGGCGCGUCUACCGCAUGUACCUCAAGAGGUUCUGUCGGGAGCGGGUCUCCAGCGUCACAUCCGUAGGACACCCGAGAGCGAGAUCGCGACCUCCAUCUGUAGCCUCACAGGUCCCUCUCGCCUCACGCUCACCACUGCCCUCAACCUCCAGGAAUCCUUCCUUCGACGAAGACCUCAUUGAUCAGCCGAUACUCCAGCACCUCACUGACCUUACCAGCCACGCCGAGGCCUCCCCUGUGCCCCCUCGCAGACAGAUGUAUCGCCAAAAGUCGAACUCAUGCUCCGUGGCUCACAUUUCUGGUUCCAAAAACCUGCCUUCGGAAGGUCUCAUGCACCGCGUGAGUGUCGGUGAAGGUAUCCGACACCUCAGGACCAGCAGUUUCGACUCAGCCGCUCUUUACACGAGUUCUGCUGAUAUCUCCGAUACCUCACCAUUACAAAUGGGACAGUUCGAUACUGGUACUGCCAAUGUCGCGUUUUCAUCCUCUGAUGAAUUCUCGAGUGAUGAUGACGAUGUUUUCCAACCUGCGUAUUACUUCACAGAGUGCUAACACUAAAACAUCAAAAAUUAACUUUAAAUAACGGACACAACUCUUAAAUCCAUCUUGGUUGUGCCGACAAAACUUGGCCAUAAUGUUUAAUAUUUAAUAUAUCUUACAAAGCUUCUCUUUUUCGCUGUAUAUAUAUUUCUCCUAUUUCGGUCGCUAUUAGGUCUCUCUAGAACCAAAAAAAACAAAUAGAUUUUCUGUCAACAAUUAAUAAUUGAGGAACAAUUUCAAAAUUUGUAUAUCUUUAAAUGAUUUGGUCCACUGGCAAUCUGCAGACUGCGCU